UUAUGGAGAUCGAACAUGCCCGAAGCCUGUUUUGGCAUACUUAUAAUUGAAAAGUCGGGCGAACAACAUAACCAAAGAACACACUACUGUAGGCCUACUCUAGCAUGAGUGAAGAAUACUAUUCGUGUCCAUGAAUAAUUAAACUGACAGAAAAAGUAACAUUUUGGUGCUAGGCCAAAGAAUGAGGCCUCUCCAGCUAUAUCUUCGCCUACUGAAGACCCAUCCUUACAAGACUCAGGCCACAGUUACAGGUUGUCUUUUCCUAGUAGCGGAUAUUAUUUCGCAACAGCUCAUUGAAAAAAAGGGACUUAAGUCUCAUGAUGUUGUGCGUACUGUACGUCAAACAGCAUUUGGGUUUUUAUUUACGGGUCCUGUUCUGCAUAAAUAUUAUACAAUUUUGGAAAAAUAUGUUGGUGGACAUGUCAUGAUUCAACCAAUCAAGAAGAUGAUUAUAGAUCAGACAUGUUUUGCACCGGCGUUUAUUUUUACAUACUUCACUGUGAUUGGAUAUACUAGUGGAAUGAACACAACUGAAGUUAAAGAAAAGUUAAAAAAGGAUUAUAAAUCUACACUGCUUGUAAACUGGACGGUCUGGCCAUUUGUACAAAUAUGCAAUUUCUACUUUGUGCCUCUUCAGCACAGAGUGAUAACUGCAAACUCUGUUGCUGUAGUAUGGAAUACAUACCUGUCAUGGAAAGCUAAUGCUGUGAAGAAAGAUGUCGCAUAGCAAAAGAUGAAUUAAAAUUACCUUCAUCAGGUAUGAUAAAAAUAUAGUAUAAACAAAACCAAACCUGAUGGCAAGUGCACAGUAGUUGGUUGGUUUAACAUCGUGGCUAUAUUUUCUAUUUUUAUGAAUUUAACUCAUAUGGUGUGGAAUAAGAUAAUAGCAUUUGCGUUGCCAAAACUCGACCAAAACGAAAUCUGUUCCAAAAGGUCACUUUACUUCAAUGCAGAUUUUAGCCCUACCAGCCAAAAUGUUAGCAAUUCUAGAGACAUUUAGUGAGAAAAACACUGAUGACAAACCAUCCAUGAUGUUUAAAUAUUUAUCCUUGUGCAACACAACAAAUUUUAUUUAUCUUAUUAAUUGCAGAUAAUAGUUGGUUGGUAAACAUUUAAAUUAUCCUUCUAUAUGUUUUUACAAUAAUUUAGCUCUUCAUUCUGCAACUGUAUUGAAGAAGAAUAAAUCCUCAUUAAACAAUCAGUCUUAUUUAAAAUUAUAUGCUGGAUAUAUGCUGGAUACAUAUUGUUAUGUAGGCCUAGUUGUAUAGACCAUUUUAUCGGAUUUAUUUUGAAAUAGCACCGCCAACAUCUCGCAACUCACUAGGGGGCUUCCAGCGGCCUAGCCUGAGCAGCUGGCUAGUUUCAUUAGAGCAUCUCGCAGUGGAUAGCGCUGCUAGACCUUUGCUACGGCAGCAGUAGACAACAGAUACGAUCUUGCUAAUAACUGUACAGUAAUUACUGUACAAUAUAUGGAAACAUUGAAAUAGUCUUUUAAGACUUGGACUUAUUUUUAAUAUAAACAUUUUAUGUUUUUUCUGUUAUAAAAUAUUUGUGCUCGUUAGUAAUUUAGUUUUCAUUGUUGAUUUAAUCCAUGAUGGUAACUACGUAGAGCUAAAUGCUAGGCCUCUGAAAGUCCCCCAGUGGUAGUUGGCAGGUUAUAGGAAAUUUUCAUUAAAAAUUUCGUGAAAAUUGUCUAUACUGUAUGUUAGAGAUUUUAGCAAUACUGUAUUAUACUGUAGUGAUUUGGUUUGCUUUUACUGUAUACAGUAGUGUAACUAUUCCCUCCAUAGUAGUAAAGUAUAAAAAAAUAUUCUUGCCAAUGAAUGAACAGGACAGUAACUGACAAUUUAACUAGCUGUUUUUAGAUUUUAUUAUUUGGUAGUACAAUAAUAAAUAAAUGAUAAUGUUUAUACAUUUUGUUUGCAGAAUGUUGAGUAGGGCCUUUUAAUGUUGCAUUAUUAAACUUAUUACAAUUUGCAUGGAAAGCAAGAUAGGGCUAAAAAUAUGAGCAAACAAUUUACUAUAAUUUUCCAAGAAUUCCAUAUGAAUAUAUUCUAUCAGUAAUGAAAAUAUUAGUUUAUAAAAAACCAAAUCCAUCAAUUGAAUAAAAACCUACCAAUGAAUGUAACUGAUACUGAUAUUUAAUACAUACUCCAAGUAUUGAAAUGGCAAAUGCAUGCCAUCCAAUACUUGGAGUAUGUAUUAUACUUUCUUAUCUGAGAUUAAUCAGUGGACUUUUCAAUAUCCUAAUCUGUUGUGAGAUAAUCUUAAAUUUUGUAAUGCGAUGUAUAUAAAUGGAGCAUUAUUUAUUAUCAUCUGUAUUAACUGUAAGAAGUUCACUACUUAUUGUAUUAAUAAAUAUCUAUUAACUAUUAAUA
This is a messenger RNA of Anneissia japonica, 2378 nucleotides long. RefSeq names its product protein Mpv17-like. The transcript has 8 exons. The record is from RefSeq and is a predicted model, not a curated record. Gene Ontology annotation, cellular component: membrane; cytoplasm. Bases 182 to 727 code for a protein of 181 amino acids. NCBI's taxonomy places the organism in Eukaryota, Metazoa, Echinodermata, Crinoidea, Comatulida, Comatulidae.